AUGGCCGCUCGAGAUGCUCUGGAUCUCGGGGGCGUGGGAGCAUCAACUGACCUUUGUUCCGCGAGUCUUUGGGACGGUUCCAAAAAGACGCUGCCGGGUGCGGUGGCUCGCGUCCCAUCGAGUCGGCGUGAUCGACCGACUGACCGACCGACCGACCAGUUCGAAGCUGGGCCACUGGACCCCUCGGAGCUCAUGAACGACGCAGAUGGAGUAUACACUACUCAAAUCGCAACACCCGAUUCUUUGCUCGAAUGGGGCAACUUGGUCGAUGCUGCGAUCCUGUCGGACAAGGCCUGUGCAGGACCCUUGCCAGUUGUGUAUGGGAGAGGAGCUCGAAGCAGGAAGCCAUCCAUCCACAGCGGAUGCCUUUCCACAGCCAGGGGUCGGGGCCAUGGACAGAGUCGCAACAGGCUGACUCCAGAGAUGGGCUCGCUACACUAUUAUAAUUGGCAGGCCUUUGAAGCUCGUCCCCGUUGA
Messenger RNA from Colletotrichum navitas, 477 nucleotides. RefSeq lists its product as uncharacterized. Lineage: Eukaryota; Fungi; Ascomycota; Sordariomycetes; Glomerellales; Glomerellaceae. The transcript has 4 exons. Bases 1 to 477 code for a protein of 158 amino acids. The record is from RefSeq and is a predicted model, not a curated record.